CGCGAAAACGGCUCCCCCACAUUUUCGCCACGCCUCCCCUGGGGAUGAGCGACCGUGCAUGGCCAGUAUUUUCGAACCCCGCAGUGCAAUGAGUGUUUGAGGGUUCAGCGGGGAAGGCUAGUGAGGGUGCAGUAUAGAUUGGCCCCACAGCAGCACCACCCAUACAGGUAUCAGCAUUGACUCGGUAGGCCCAGGGGGGGGCAAGCAUUCUCCUCCAGUCGGUCUGGAUUCGAAUACUUUGCCAAUGUGCCCGAGGCAGAGGGAAGCCCUGGAGGGUCGUACUGAUAAUGGCGGGGUGCGUCCAAGGAGUGCACCAGACUGCAGUUCUGGUUGGCGACGGGCGCCGUGGUCGUCGCCAUGGUGCUCUGGCGCGUGCUCCUUGCCCGGCACACUUCUCGGGACGAGCUCCUGGGCAAGUUACCGUACACUUGUGGGGCGGUGUCGCAGGAGGGCAAGGUCCUCUACCUGGUGGCCACUCUGCACGUCUCCCCGCGCGCGCCCCGCGACGUGCACGCCGUCGUGGACGCCGUGGGGCCGCAGCUCGUGAUGAUCGAGCUGGACGAGGAGCGACUCAAUCGCUUCAGCACGAAGGACCCGCCGCCGCCGAAAGACUUGCAGCCACUCGAGAUUCUGGACGCUUCUGGCGCCGAGUCGUGGACUGUGGAGGCGCAGCGCGCGCUUUGGAACGGGGAGCGCGCCAAUCUCCUCAUCGACAGCGAGGUCGUGUUCGACGAGGAGGACCAGCACGGGCUGCGCUGCCAGAGCGAGCAGCUCAGGGGCCGGUUGGCUCUCGUGCUCCGCGGCGGACCAGAGGGUGUGUUUGCCCCCUUCUCGCUGAAGGCGUUCCGUGCGGCGCGGGCUGGCGCAGAGGGCGUGCUGGUGAUCAACAACGAUGGGCAGGGCGACAGGCUGCCGCCGUUCCGCCUGGGCGCCGCCGACCUCGCCGGCGAGCUCCGCGCCGCCUGGGCCGCCGGGAGCUGCGGGUUCCCCCCCGUCCCGCUGCUGCUGCUCAAGCGCAGCGACGGCGAGAGGCUCUCCGGCAUUGCUCCGAGGUCGGUGCCCACGAAGGUAUCCUUCAAGGUGCUGGCCGACAGCUACCCUCGCAGGACCCUCUGCAGGCGGCUCUGCCAGGGCUGCUCCGCGUUCUUCUCCGGCAUCGGAAUCUUGUACGGCAUCAUCGGUUUGUUAGGCGUUGAUGUCGGUGCAGAGUUCAGCGCGGCCGAGGAGGCGGCCGAGAGGGAGGGCCUCCCGUGCGUCUGCGUCGACGUGGACAUGAACCGGCUCUGGAACCGGCUCGGCAGGUCGUUGCUGCCGACGCCGCGCAACCUGCUCAACUCGUCGCUGUCCUGGGUCGCCUUCCCGAGGGUGCUGUGGGCGUUCCUGUUUCCUCCGAGGGCGAAUGUGGACGUGCUGGGCUCAGUAUUUCUACAUGUGCUCAGCCUGCCGCUGCGCACCUGGGUGGCCAUGGCGCUGGCCUGCGUCGUCGGGAAUUUCGUCACGACGAACUUCCUCCAGGCCCUCACGGCCCUGCCGGAGAGAGCCGCCGAGAAGGCGGGCUACGUCAAAGAGGAGGACAGGGACGACGUGCAGACUUGGAUCCUGCUGCUGCUGGAGGUUCUGAUGCUUCCCCAGAUAUACGACGCCAUAGCGGCAUCUCGCGACGAGGCCAUGUACCAGGGCGUCGUGGCCAAAAGCCGCGAGCACUCGGCCUCCCGCCUGGUCCUCGUGUGCGGCGCCGCCCACUCGAAUGGCAUCCUGCAGCGCCUGCGCGCGCGGGGCUUCUGAGGGGCCAGCGAAAAAGAGGCCGCCCUUCCCUUCUCCUUCUCCCGCUCCCCUCCCCCCCCCGUCGCUCCCAUCUCUUC
This is a messenger RNA of Prorocentrum cordatum, 1862 nucleotides long. The record is from the annotation of a GenBank genome assembly. Lineage: Eukaryota; Dinophyceae; Prorocentrales; Prorocentraceae.